AUGCAUACGCCGAACUGGGAGCCGUAUUCGCCUAUGCGGGAUUCGCCGCAGCUUCAGUCUCCACUGAAGCCAAAGCAACUGCUGAAGUCACCGACCAAAACCGCAGCAGCAGCCGCAGCAACAGCCGCAGCAACAGCCGCAGCAACAGCAGCAGCCUCGCCAGAGCCACAGCCCCGGCCAAGGCGGCGCAGGAAGGGCCAGCAGUUACAGCAGCCACAACCGCAGGUGCAAAUGAGGCACCAGCAGCGGCCGCCGCAACAGCAGCAGCGGCAGCAGCAGAAGCGUCAACGACAGCAGCAGCAACAGCAGCGUCAAAGACAGCAGCCGCAGCGUCAACGACAGCAGCAGCAACGGCAACAAUCGCCACAGCAGCAAGGGGACUCGAUCUCUCCCAACGCUGGCGCUGCAAAUAGGAAUAAUCCGCGGGUCAGGUUCGUGGAGCCCAUUGUGCGGUGGAGCGAGGUGGUUAGGAGGAGGCCUGCGGAAAGAGAGCCGCAGAGAAGAGGGCCCACUCCCGACGAGCUAAAGAAGAAACUGCCUAAGACGGAGGCAAUAGUCAUCGGACCACUACCGGAUGGCGCGUCCUACGGUGUGGUCAUGAAGAAGGCUAUUGCAGCCGUCAACUUGCCGCUAGGGAUGACCAUCGGUAGCUCCACCCGCACGCGCAACGGCGCUGUUCUACUGCAGUUAAAAGGCACCCCUAUGCAGGCUGACGAAGUAGCCGCUAAGCUGAGGGAGGCAAUAGGACCGGGAAUCAGGGUCGGCAGACCUAGUAGGAAAGCGUCGAUCCUGAUUCUCGACGUCCAGGAGUGGGUCGAGGCAGAGGACCUGCAAGCAGCGGUCAGAUCAGCCUUGAGCGAUGGGCCGGCGGCAGAGCUCCAGGGUGAUAUACCAUUGCCGGUUAUCACCCGGAGCGAAACCGGCAGGGGCGGAUUUAGUCACAUGGCAGUCCCCAUGAAAGUGGCGGUCCAAUUGGUCAGGACCAAGAAGAUCCGAGUCGGCUGGAGCAACUGUCGUGUCAGGGUCCUCGAAGACAGGGGACCCAGGUGCUUCAGGUGCCUACAACGCGGCCACAUAGCCACCGAAUGUAAAGGGCAGGACCGCACUGGGUGCUGCUUCCGGUGCCAUGAGGCGGGCCACAUGGCCAAGGACGGCCAGGGGCCCAUCGCCAAGGGCAAGCAAUCCAAGCGCAUCGACUCGAGGGAAGAGGGCCGCCACCGUCCAGCCCCCUCAGUCACAAUCGAGGACGUAGGGGUUAGCGAGGAUGACCGGGAGCAGCGGAACUCCCAGUCAACAUCGGGAGCGUAG
Messenger RNA from Adelges cooleyi (spruce gall adelgid), 1308 nucleotides. RefSeq lists its product as uncharacterized. Gene Ontology annotation, molecular function: nucleic acid binding; zinc ion binding. The coding region runs from base 1 to 1308 and encodes 435 amino acids. The record is from RefSeq and is a predicted model, not a curated record. The transcript has 2 exons. Lineage: Eukaryota; Metazoa; Arthropoda; Insecta; Hemiptera; Adelgidae.